CCUCGCACACAUCCACAACAACAAGCCACGCACACACCUGCACACCAUGUCCCCACCACCGGUCGACGCGCCGUCGCCCACACCGAGCAACAUGCCGCCUCCGAACGCAAAGCGGCCUCGCAACACCGGCACCCCGUCGUCCCUCCCUGCUGCGGCAGGCGGCGGCAACGGCUCGAACGCGGCCCGCACGAAGCGGAAAAAGCCAGAGGGCUCAGUCGGGCCAGAGAGCAGCACGAGCGACACGCGUGAUCGCCGCCCCGUCAGCUUUGGCGUCGGCAUGGUCAAGGGCCGUGAGGGCGAAUGGAGCGAACCCGCCGACGUCAAGACCAAGAUCAACUUUUUAGACCUGCCAACAGAAGCUCUGUACCGCUAUCUCGAGGUGCACGACCUCCUGCCCCGCUGGGACGUGUCGCCGUGGUCCGAGGAGCCAUGUACCCCUCCCACGGCGCUGUACACGAUUCCGCCGCCGCCGCCUAUCGUUCCUAUCCUCCCAGCAUCACCAAAGCGGGCUGACGGGAUGGAUGUCGACUCGGCGCCUGCGCCUGUUCCCGAGCCUGCUCCGCCUGCGCCCCCGGUGGCAGAGGCACCAGAGGUGCGCGGAGCAGCCGACGGCGGCGACGUGGACGGACCCAAGCCUGAACCCAGUGCGGAUGACGAGGCGGCAGCAGAGGCAGCACAAGACGAGGAGAACAACGCGCCGCCAACGACCCGCUCCAAGACGGCCCCGCUGCGCAAGGCGUCGACGCCAGAGUCCUCGCCCCAGCCGCCCAGAGUGAAGCGCGGCGUCAUGACCCUCAGCGACGUGCAUGCUGCACGUGCGAUUCUUGCCGAGAAGGCAAAUGCGCACUGGGUCAAGGGCCUCGGCGGUGGCCAGAACCGCGAGGGCGAGACGAUUGUCAACUUCCUGUACAAGAACAAGGUUGGACAUGUCCCACAAGAGUCGGCACCGGCCGAUACCGAGCUCGAAGGCGACGUGACGGCCCACGACCUCUCAAACGCCCCAGGCAAGGAGCGCGAGCGCGAGCCCGUGUUCGGCGGUGAGAUUGCAAACAUCAGCACCGAGGGCCAGGCCGCCAUGGACGUCGACGAGGCCAACGGUGGCGACGCCGCGACCCCCGCCGCCGCCGACGCGGCGCGCCUCUCCCCCAACGACCUGCACGCGCUCGCGACGACCUACCUCGCCAGCCAGACGCACCCGCUCAUCGUGCCCUCGUACUCGUCGUGGUUCUCCAUGUCGACCAUCCACCCCAUUGAGCGCAAGUCGCUCCCAGAGUUCUUCUCCAAGCGCAACCGCUCCAAGACGCCCGCCGUCUACAAGGACUACCGCGACUUUAUGAUCAACACGUACCGCCUCAACCCGGGAGAGUACCUGACCGUCACGGCGUGCCGCCGUAACCUUGCCGGCGACGUCGGCGCCAUCAUGCGCGUCCACGGCUUCCUUGAGCAGUGGGGCCUCAUCAACUACCAGGUCGACCCCGACACCAAGCCCGCGCCCCUCGGCCCUCCUUUUACCGGCCAUUUCCGUGUCACCCUCGACACGCCCAAGGGCCUGAGCAACCUGCACCCGGGAAGCAAGCCUGGUGCCGGCGCGCUUGGUGCUAACGGUGCCGCUGCUGGCGGACUGACCGGCUCCAACCUCGACCUCCGCAAGGUCAUCUACAAGUCGACGUCGAGCGGCUUGUCAGGCCCCGGUCGCACCCAGACGUCUACCGAGGACGAGGCUGCCCAGACGGCCGAGGUCGCUGCCAACGGCAGCCCCCAGGCGCGCCCCUCGCACAGCUGUGCUACCUGCGGCACCGACUGCACGCGCACGCGCUACCACUCGGUCAAGGACGGCAAGUACACCGUCUGCCCGACCUGCUACGUGUCUGGCCGCUUCCCUUCGACCAUGUUCUCGGGCGACUUUGUGCGUCUUGACGACGAGGUCUUCAAGCACGCUUCCGGCACCCAGGCCGACGACUGGACCGACCAGGAGACCCUCCUCCUGCUUGAGGGUGUUGAGAUGUACGACGACGAGUGGCAGGCGGUCGCCAACCACGUCGCCACGCGCAGCAAGGAGCAGUGUAUCGCCAAGUUCCUCCAGCUCCCCAUCGAGGACCAGUACCUCACGUCGGACCCUGGAGCCAACAUUGGCCCAUUGCGCUACCAGGCUGGCCUCAACGGCCUGCCCUUCGAGUCGGCCGAGAACCCCGUUAUGAGCGUCGUCACCUUCCUCGCCAGCGCUGUUGGCCCCGCCGUCGCCGCUGCGGCUGCUCAGAGCGCCCUUGGCGAGCUCGCCCAGGGCCUCAAGCGCAAGCGCGAUGCCGCCGUUGCCAAGGAGGCCGACAAGGACAAGGCCAAGUCCCCCGAGGACAAGGAGGCGGGAGACAAGGAGGGUGCCAACGGUGACGCCGAGGGCGAGGAGGGCGCGGCCGAGAAGCGCCAGAAGACGGACGACAGCGUCAAGCCCGAGGCGAUCGAGGUCGACGCCGAGGGAGUGGUCGCGACCACUGACGCCGAGGGCGACGAGGGACCGACAAAGACGUCGCUGGAGCGUGCUGCCUCCAUCGCCAUUGGUGCCGCCGCCGCCAAGGCGUCCAGCCUGGCCGGCCACGAGGAGACACGCUUGGCAGGACUUGUCUCCCGGCUUGUCGCUGCGCAGGCGCGCAAGGUCGAGCUCAAGCUCGGCCUGUUUGAAAAGCUCGAGGAGGUGCUGGAGGACGAGAAGCGCAAGCUCGAGCUCGACCGCCAACGGUUGUUCCGCGAGCGACUGGCCGUGCAGAAGCAGCUUGCGCAGGUCGACGACCUGCUGCGCCGUGCGCGCGACCAGGCCGCGGCCGCCCCGCCGCCCGCCGCUGCUGCUGCUACUACUCCUGCUGCUGCUGCUACGCCUGCCGCCGCCCCCGCCGCCGACGCGUCGCCGGCCGCUGUUGCCUCGGGUGCCACCCCAGCCGCUGCGGCCGCUGCGACGCCGGGCUCCAUACCGGCCGCAACGCCAGGCGCCGUGUCACCUGCCGACGUGGCUGCCGUGCGCGAAAGCAUUGCGCCAACGACGGCCGAGCAGGUCGAGGAGGUCAAGGAGGACGUGCCCGCGCCCGAGAAGGAGGGCACGACUGUCGAGCAGCUCUAAGGCUGCGGUUAUAGCGAAUCUGCAGUCUAGAGUGUACACGAGUAUGCAUGCAUGUACGAUAGCGUGAGCAAAUCUAAGCUGCGCCGUCGGGGCCGGGCGCCACGGUGCUCUGGUACCCCUUCUUCA
Molecule: messenger RNA, 3235 nt
Organism: Vanrija pseudolonga
Lineage: Eukaryota; Fungi; Basidiomycota; Tremellomycetes; Trichosporonales; Trichosporonaceae
Gene: ssr2
Product: SWI/SNF and RSC complexes subunit ssr2
Exons: 5
Coding region: 47-3109 (1020 amino acids)
Biological process (GO): positive regulation of DNA-templated transcription
Cellular component (GO): SWI/SNF complex
Molecular function (GO): histone binding; zinc ion binding; DNA binding
Source: RefSeq, a predicted model, not a curated record